Lytechinus variegatus (green sea urchin) is the source of this 1014-nucleotide messenger RNA. RefSeq lists its product as uncharacterized. The transcript is spliced from 2 exons. Gene Ontology annotation, molecular function: ribonucleoside-diphosphate reductase activity, thioredoxin disulfide as acceptor. Gene Ontology annotation, cellular component: cytosol. Bases 1 to 1014 code for a protein of 337 amino acids. NCBI's taxonomy places the organism in Eukaryota, Metazoa, Echinodermata, Echinoidea, Temnopleuroida, Toxopneustidae. The record is from RefSeq and is a predicted model, not a curated record. Gene Ontology annotation, biological process: deoxyribonucleotide biosynthetic process.
AUGGCUAAAUUACACGACAAGAGUGAUGCCUGUUGUAAAUCCGAAUUGGAUCUUUUUACCAUUCCUAGUACACAAAUGAGUAUUCUCAAAGGACCUUGGGUUGAAUAUCAUCCUGUCAGUACCAUCACAGAUGCAGCUCCUAUUGAAUUCAACGUAGGCGGAACUGCGGAAGAAUACGUAGAUCUUUCUCAAACCAUGAUUCAAGUGACAACCAAGAUCGUCAACCCAGACAACUCACCUCUCGGUGCAGAUGCGCAGGAAAGGCUUUUACUCCCUGGAGUCGAUUUAAAACUCAAAUUCAACCGUAGCAAGGACUCGUUCUGUCUCCUAUCAUCCGACGUAAAUCCAAAGUACAAAGUGGUCAUUGAUAAGGCUGCCCUCUACGUCAGGAGAGUGAAAGUCAACCCAUCGGUGAUGAUCUCACACGCUAAAACAUUGGAAAAAUCAACCGCAAAGUAUCCCGUGAACAAAGUAGAUGUCCGUUCCUUCUCGAUCCCAGCCGGUAACAUGUCAGUGAGCAAGGACAAUUUAUUUCUUGGCCAACUCCCCAACCGAAUCAUCGUCGGUUUCGUAGACAACGAUGCCUACAAUGGAUCCUAUUCCAAAAAUCCUUAUAACUUCAAACAUCUUAAUCUCAACUUCAUUGGGGUUACUAUCGACGGAGAAACAAUACCUAUGAGACCUCUUCGUCCAAAUUACGUUGAAGGACCAGGACAGAAUUUUCUACAAGCUUACAAUUCACUCUUUAUGGGUUGUGGGCGUAUGUUUACGGAUAAAGGAUUGGACAUUGACAGAGAAGACUAUUCAAAGGGAUACACGUUGUAUGCUUUUGACCUGACUCCAGAUCUAUCGGAUGGAUGUCACCUUAACCUCGUUAAACAAGGCAACCUACGACUCGAGCUCCAGUUUGAUACACCUUUGACAAAAACUGCAAACUGUAUCGUCUUAUCCGAAGCACAAGGGCUCAUCCAGAUUGACAGAAGCAGAAACAUCAUCUACGAUCACCAAGGAUAA